GCACUAUGCCUUCAGAUAGUAUGGAUGAUAUAGAAUUGAAAAACAUUCAAAUGCAGUUUCCAUCAUCAAAAAGUUUUAGCAGAGACGAUCCAUCGAUAGAAGAAGUCAGGGUUGAGACAGAUAGAGGCUCACUUCUAGUUGCAGUUCAAGGCAACAGAAACAAACCAGCCAUCUUGACCUACCAUGACUUGGGUCUUAACUAUAUUUCGAACUUCCAAGCAUUCUUUAAUUUCUCUGAAAUGAGGGUUCUAUUAGAAAAUUUCUGUGUAUAUCAUGUAAAUGCCCCUGGUCAAGAAGAAGGUGCAGCUGCAUUCCCUGAAGAUUACGAAUAUCCAACUAUGGAAGAGCUUGCUGCACAGUUAAUGUUUGUUUUAACUCAUUUUGGAUUGAGAAGUGUAAUUGGAAUAGGCGUUGGAGCAGGAGGAAAUAUUCUUGCACGGUUCGCUCUCAAUAAUCCUGACAAAAUGGAAGCCCUAGUACUGAUCAAUGUUGUAUCAACUCAAGCAGGAUGGAUUGAAUGGGGCUACCAAAAGCUCAAUGCUCGUCACCUGCGAUCAAAGGGUAUGACACAGGGUGUCCUGGAUUAUCUUAUGUGGCACCAUUUUGGCAGGGGAACAGAAGAAAGAAACCAUGAUUUAGUUCAAGUUUAUAGAAAUUACUUCGAACACCGUGUGCAACCUGGAAACUUGGCCUUGUUUAUUGACUCUUAUAUAAGGCGUACUGACUUAAACAUGACUCGAAGCUUGGAGCCGAAUAAGAAGGAAUGCCUAACUCUGUCCAUGCCAGUCAUGAACAUCACAGGCGCAUUGAGCCCUCACAUGGACGAUACAGUCACACUCAACUCUCGCCUUGAUCCCACUAAUUCCUCAUGGAUGAAGAUAUCUGAUUGCGGCAUGGUUUUAGAAGAGCAGCCUAACAAAAUCAGCGAAGCACUUCGGCUCUUCUUACAAGGCCUGGGCUACGCUGUCAGGGUCGGAAGGAAGAGGAUCACUACUUCAACAUCAGUGGAAGGAUAUAUGAUGAAAAUGUCAACAUCUAUUGACAGUGUAAGAAGCUCACAGAGUGUUCCAGGGUUACAGAACAACCAUUGGCAAAUCAACAUAACAGAAAAUCCAAUUUCAGAAGCCAUUGUUUGUUGA
Molecule: messenger RNA, 1139 nt
Organism: Nezara viridula (southern green stink bug)
Lineage: Eukaryota; Metazoa; Arthropoda; Insecta; Hemiptera; Pentatomidae
Source: the annotation of a GenBank genome assembly